This is a messenger RNA of Magnolia sinica, 2437 nucleotides long. RefSeq lists its product as uncharacterized. The transcript has 4 exons. Bases 370 to 2016 code for a protein of 548 amino acids. NCBI's taxonomy places the organism in Eukaryota, Viridiplantae, Streptophyta, Magnoliopsida, Magnoliales, Magnoliaceae. The record is from RefSeq and is a predicted model, not a curated record. Gene Ontology annotation, molecular function: calmodulin binding.
CGAAGACUACCAGCCUCCUCAGUUUUUUUUUUUUCAGUUUCUGCAACAAACACGCAAUCCCACACGACGUGAAAGAGAAGCAGAUCAAUCCCCCGAACCGCCCUUUUGUUGCUUGCACGAUCUCUAAAAGAAAAAGGAAACAUAGCAGAUUGAAGAGAAGGUAUUAUCUUAGUAGUUCUUAGUGUUGAUUCAUCACCACAACAGUUUUCAUUGUUCUUGUUGUAGGUUGAGAAGUUUGAAGAUUUUAGACUUCCCAAGACUUUUUUUUUUUUCCUGAAAAAGAGCAAACUAGAUAUUGGAUCAUUAGUUUCUUUCUUAAAUUUCUUAUUGGUCGCAUCUUGUGACUAACAAAGAAAUAUUAUAAAAGAAAUGGAAGAGGCUAUUGUCUCAGUGUCCCCUGAGAGGAUUAAGCCAGGUGGUGGGAAUCUGAGAAGGAAUUCAACGGGGAAAACAAUUACAAGAUCUUCGCUGUCUUCUUCAAACAGUGAACAAAAGGUUCUCCCUCAUUAUCUGAGAGCUUCUACGAGUUCCUGCCACGAUUUCUGUAAAUAUGGAAGGAAACAUGCUUUUGAAGCAAAGGAAAAGCGUCCCAUCACUCGUACAGUUGUAAGAAAUACGGAAGCCUCCCUUGAAGGCCAAAAUCAGAUAAAAACCGUAAAUUUGGGGGAGAGAAAAAAGAAGCCAGUGAUGAAAGGCAUGGUUGCAUCUGAGCCAAAAGCUGAAUCAUUUGAUAAACCCAAAGUCACCAAGAAAAAGGUUCUAUCGCCUGUUAAGAAAAUUGAGAUCUUGGCCAAACCUGCUAUUGUGUUGAAGCCAAAGCCUACGCCUAUGCAAAAGCCUACGCCAAAGCCAAAGCUUGCAGUAGCUAAAGUAUCAUCAUCCCCGUCAAAUGUUUCAAGAGUUGGUCUUAAUGCUAGAAGAAACAGUGAGACUAAUGCAUCAAAUGCUUCAGGAGGUUCAAUUGGUAGGAGCAGCGAGAAGAAACCAUUGCAUACUUCAGGAGGUUCAAUUGGUAGGAGCAGUGAGAAGAAACCAUUGCAUACUUCAGGAGGUCUGAAUGGUAUGAGAAACAGUGAUAGCAAGAAAGUCAAGAACAUGGGAUUGCCAAAACUCUUACAGAAGAAGGAAUUGAAACCACCAGUCACUUCUUUGUCCCCCAAACCUUCUGCUAUAAGUCUUGCAAGCUUAAAACCAUUAAAAUAUGGGAACUCAAAAAUGGCCUCUCCUGUGAAUAAUCAAGGCAAGUUUAGAAGAUCCGAACCCAACUAUGAUGAAAUCAAGGAAAAGACUUUAUAUGUCAUUGAGCCAGAGCCAGAAAACAGCAGCCUGGAACCUGUUCGACAAGAAAGUCACAGUGACCAAUCAUCACCUCAGCCAUCAUUAUCAUCACCAUUGUUUCCUUCCGUGCCAUCGUCACCCUUGCUCUCAUCACAUGAAGAAGAAGAAGAAGAGGAAGAUGAAGGAGAGGAAGGAGAAGAGGAAGAAGAGAGUGCAGAGUCUGACUCUACACUUGGCGAAGCAGAAGACUCUGAUUCUGAAUGGCAAGGGACUGAAAACAAGAACCAUGUUGAGAUUUUGAAAGGGGGACAGAAGAGACUGAGUAGUGCAAUGAUUCACCCUGAAGAUAAAGAUUGCUCUCCACAGAAACUAAAGUUCAGGAGAGGGAAGGUGAUCAGUCUCCAGUCAGAGAACAAUGGCCCCAGAAAACUCAGAUUCAGGAAAGGGAGAGUGGUGGGUGAGACCCCGAACGGCAAGGCAGAAGUCGGAAGGAGAAGCUUUAGAAGGAAGAGAGAUUUAGGUGGUGACUCAAAUGGUACAGAUGCUGAAGCUCGAACUGUUGUGUUGAGGCAUCAAGAUGUGCAGGGAAGGAAAGAAGAGCAAGGGUUGUUGAAUGAGGUGAUUGAAGUAACUGCAAGUAAGCUUGUUGAGACCAGGAAAUCCAAGGUCAAGGCAUUGGUCGGUGCAUUCGAGACUGUAAUCUCUCUCCAAGAAAGCAAACCUGCUACUGCUGGUUGAUUACUUGACGAGUUGCGGUCCUUUCUAAUGUAGGUAAAUCUUUUGACUUUUUUAUGCUUUCUUUUCAUGAUGGUUGGAACGUUUGGAUACAAGACUGCCAUGCCUCGGCUUGUAAAAAAUAACUCAAAAUAACCCAAGUGUGGAAGAUUGGAUUUUUACAGUUGUAUGAAGUUGGAAAACGGUGAAAAAGGCAUGUGGGUAUUUUCAUGGGAGCUUGGAUGGAAGGAUUUCAGCAGUUUGUGCAGUACUGUUGGCAAUGCUACAUCUGUUGCUCAUCUGACGUUUCUUCUUCUUCUUUUUCUUCUUUUCUUCUCUUUUUUUGGACUGAUGUGAUUCUUCUCAUACUGUAUUUAAUUGAUCAACAUGAAUCUGUAUCUAGACUGAGCUUAUACUAAUAAAUAAUCUAGUUUUGUGUUGCUUC